Molecule: messenger RNA, 3477 nt
Organism: Entamoeba dispar SAW760
Lineage: Eukaryota; Evosea; Mastigamoebida; Endamoebidae
Exons: 3
Coding region: 1-3477 (1158 amino acids)
Source: RefSeq, a predicted model, not a curated record
AUGCCAAGAAGAAUGCGAGGUAGACGUAUUAUGAGAAGAAGAGGAAGGAGAAGUACUUUAAGAAGACAAGCAUUUGGUAAUUUUGCAAGUGCAAUGCAACAAAGAGAUUCUACUAAGUAUGAAGCUACAUUAAUUAGAAAUGUAAAUGCUAUUCUUACUUCUACUCAAUAUUUUGAAAAUUAUAUGGGAAUGUAUGAUCAAUAUAAAGUUAAUGCUGUUAGAGCAUCACUUGAAAUGACAUUUAUUGGUAAUGGUUUAUUGAAUAGUGCUACUUUCCCUUCUAUUUGUACUGCAUGGGAUAGAAAUGGUGUUAAAAUUAAAGUAGUUGAAGUUAAUGGUACUAAAUAUUUUGGAGUACCUGAUUAUGGUGUUGUAUCAAGUUAUUCAUCUGCAAAUGAAAAGACAUUGUAUUAUGGAAGUAGAUGGGGUGUUAUUAGACAAUUAGAUGCUGCAUCAAUGAUGGAAAAAUCAAUGUAUUUACCAACAACAAAUACUAAACAAGUAUUAUCACAAGAUAAUAUGUAUAGUGCAUGGAAUCCUCAAUUACUUAUUUCACUUAAAGCUCCACAAGCUGUUGCUGCUAUGAAUGCUUGUACUUUAACUAUUCAUUGGCAAUUUGAUGUUACAUUAAGAGGAUUAAGAAAAGUUCUUGUUCCAAAUUCACAAAUAUUUAAACCAUAUUCUGGAUUUAUUGGUUAUGCUAAAAAUAAUAUGGGAUUAGUUGUUCCUUCUGCUGCUGAUGCUUCUGCUUAUAUUGUAGUUGGAAAUGCUGAUAAUAGUAGUAAACCUUCUAUUAAUCCUGAUACAGUAUAUAAUGCAAGUGAUUCUAGUUAUACUAAUGGAGGAAUUGUAAUGCCUAACAAUGGUAUGCCUGAAAUUUAUGAUGAUGAAGAUGAAGAAUAUCAUACUAAUUGGUCUGGUUAUCGUACACAAUUUAGAUAUAAUAGACAGCCUAUUGAUAAUGAAGUUCAAUUUUAUCGAUAUGGUGUACGUCCUUAUGUACCUUAUGAUAGAUAUUCUAAAAAUGAUGAAGAAGAAGAAAAAGAUAGAGUUAAACCUCGACAACCACUGAGUGAAGAUGAACGAAAUAAAAUUAAACAAGAAAUGAGAGAUGAAAUGAAACAACAAAUUAGAGAUAAUAAUAGACAGCAGCAGGGUGUUAAUCAAUCGUUACAACAACAAAUUAAUGAUGCUAAUCGUAUUGCUAAUGAAGCUAAAUUAAAAGCUCAAAUUGCUGAUAGUGAUUUAGAUGAAUAUGCUGAACGUACUGAAAAACGAUUCAAUGAUUAUAGACAGAAGUUUAUUACAUAUGAUACGUAUCAAGAAACUCUUCAAGAUCAAAUAAAUUAUAAUACACGUGAAAUACGUGAUAUUAAAGAAGCUGUUAAGAAAGGUAGUUUAGAUCAACAAGAAGCUAAUAGGAGAAUUAAGAAGAUUAAAAAUAAACAAAAGCAAUUAGAACAACAACAAAUUGAACUUAAUCGUAAUCAAAAUAUGUUUAUUACUAGAGAUGAAAUGCGUGCUUAUCAGAAUUAUUUGAAUUCUAAAUUUGAUCAGACGGAUAAUCGUUUACAAGAAUUGGGAUAUUAUGUUAAUAAUGUUAAAAAUAUGGAUAAUCGUAUUGAUGGUAUUGAAAAUAUUUUAAAUGCUCAUCGAGUUACAAUGGGACAGUUGAUGAAUAUUAUUGCUAGGAAUAAACGAGAAACUGAUGCUACGCUCGCUACUUUAAGUAAUGAAAAUAAAUUAUUAUAUAGAGGUCAAAAUGAUCUUGCUAGAGCUAUUAUGCAAUAUGAAGGUGAAAAUCAAAUUCUUAGAAAAACGGUUUUUGAUCUUACUGCGUAUUUGACUAAUUUAAAGGUGGUUAGUCCAGAUCAAUAUAAACGUGAACAGGAUCAGAUUUUAAAUUAUAUCCAACAUUUAAAUGAACGUAUUGAAUAUAAUCAACGAUCUCUUGUCAACGCUAAAGAUAAUCAACAACAUUUUGAAAAAGAUUUUGAAUAUAUGAAGCAGAAUGCAUUGGUUGUUGAAAAGAAAGUUAAUAAUGAAGUAUUUAGACAACAAAAUAACGAUGUGUAUUUUGAAAGAUGGAAACCUAUUAUAAGUAUUUGUAAUAAAGUUGGUGGAAAUUUAAAAAUCGAUAAAGAUGAAUUAUAUAAAUAUGUUUAUAGUAUUUCUGAUCCGGCUGAACGUACUAAGGUAAUAAGAACACUUGACGCACAAUUUGCUGCAGUUGCUAGAGGUUUUAGAUUGUAUAAUCAAAAUCCUAAUACUGAUAUAUCAAAUAUGGUUAAUAAUAUUAAUAAUAUACAAACUGCUUAUGGAGAAGGUAAUAGAGAUUAUAACGCUGCUCAAAAUUAUAAAGAAGGUAAACAAAAGGUUGUAGUUGUUAUUCCUGUUGCUACACGUGCUGAUAAGGUUCAUGUAUCUCAACCCGAAAUCGUUGAAGAUAGAGAGUUUGCAAAGGCUUUUAUUGGAAAGAAUCGUAUUGCUUCUCAAGCUUUUACUGGCUUUAAACAACAGCGUUUUCUCGAGUAUAAUGCUGAACGUGGGUUAUUUGAUGAAGUAUAUAAGGUAUUUGCUCAGGUUGAAAAGAAAGUUGGUGCUCAUGAAGGUAGAGUACACAAAAAUAAUAAAUAUACACAACGAUAUUUUGAGACUGUAGAUUAUGUUAUAAAACAGUAUACUGAUCCUUCUGCUAGUUCUAAUGAUCGAAGACAAGCAUAUGAACUUCUUAAAAAGGAUGCUACUAAUUUUAUGAAUGCGUAUGAUGCAGCUACUGAACAUGAUAAUGUUUCUAAACAACAACAAUUAUUAAUUGAAAAUGGUGUUCAAUCUGGUUCUUUGAGUCUGGCUUUACGUAAUCCUAAAGUACAAGAGAAUUUACAAGAAUAUUAUACACGUACUCAGAAGGAUUAUUAUAAUCAAGUUAAUCGAGAUGAACAAGCUAAACAAAAUGGUCAAGUUACUAAAGUUGAUAAUACUGUUAAAAGUAAUGAUGAUUAUAUUAAAGACCUCACUAAUCCUAAAAAGAAUAAACCUGGAUAUAAACCAAGUGCUGUUGUAAUGGAAGUAGAUGAAGAUUUGUUGAAGGAUUUGAAUAUUGUUACUCUCGGAGAAGAGACUCAAGUUCCUACUCAAGCAUUGACUGAUGUUAAACCAUUAGUACUUAAAGAUAAAACGGGUAAACCUUUACUUAAGGAUAAACAGACUCAACAAACUAUUGGAUUUGAUUAUAGACCUCCUCAAAUUACUAAUAAACCUAAACAACCAAAACUUGAAUAUAAUUAUGAACCACAGCAGUUGUUAGAAUAUCCAUAUCAACAAUAUCAGAUGGAUUAUCCAGAAAAAAAGCCAAAGGCUCCUUCUAUUGAUGGUGCUUCAUUUGAUCCAUCUACUACUCAACCACACCAGACUAAUCCUGCUGAUGAUCCAAAAUAUAAAAGAAGACCGGAAAUAAGACGUUUUGAAUUUAAAUAA